AAUCCAAAGCGCGGUCUGGCUUUUGCUGCUGGCGACACCCCUGGUGACCUCAACAACGCCAACCAAUCUGCGAGCGUCAUUAGCUGGCAAUAUAAUUGGGCGGACUCUCCCCCAGAUUACCUUGUCGAAUCGAAUAUCAAGUACAUUCCGAUGCAAUGGGGCGGAGCUGGUCUCGACAGCUUUGCAGACCAAGUGAAAGCUCAGAGGGCUGAUACGAUCCUUGUCCUCCCGAAGACAUUCAAUGAGCCUGACUUCGUCUCAGAGUCAAAUAUGGACCCUGUGUAUGCCGCGAAGCUGUGGAUGACGUCCAUCCAGCCCAUGAAAGCCGCUGGCGUUCGGUUGGGUGGACCCGCGGUCACUGCGUCGGAUAAUGGCCAGCAAUGGCUCCAAGCCUUCCUUGCUGCCUGUUCCGGCUGCACGAUCGAUUUUCUCCCUCUGCACUGGUACGUGUAUGGGCCCGGUGUAGAGGGGUUCUACAGCUACAUCUGGCAAAUGCAUAAUACGUAUCCUCAAUAUCCCAUCUGGAUCACAGAGUACGCUUCAACGUCAACGGAUAGUUCAGUCGUAGCCGACUUUCUGAACCAGACAAUCACAUACAUGGACACUUUGGAUUGGAUCGAGCGAUAUUCGUGGUUUGGCUACUUC
Laccaria bicolor S238N-H82 is the source of this 645-nucleotide messenger RNA. RefSeq lists its product as uncharacterized. Gene Ontology annotation, biological process: fungal-type cell wall polysaccharide metabolic process. The record is from RefSeq and is a predicted model, not a curated record. Gene Ontology annotation, cellular component: fungal-type cell wall. NCBI's taxonomy places the organism in Eukaryota, Fungi, Basidiomycota, Agaricomycetes, Agaricales, Hydnangiaceae. The annotation marks the transcript as partial. The transcript is spliced from 4 exons.